Molecule: messenger RNA, 320 nt
Organism: Myotis brandtii (Brandt's bat)
Lineage: Eukaryota; Metazoa; Chordata; Mammalia; Chiroptera; Vespertilionidae
Gene: LTB
Product: lymphotoxin beta (TNF superfamily, member 3)
Exons: 2
Coding region: 90-320 (76 amino acids)
Biological process (GO): immune response
Cellular component (GO): membrane
Molecular function (GO): tumor necrosis factor receptor binding
Source: RefSeq, a predicted model, not a curated record
UCCCAGCCAGGUGUGUGGGUCUAUGGGGAGGGGGUGGCCCCACCCCUGAGAUAUGAAAGCCCCCCUGCCCUGGCCCUGGCUCAGUCUCCAUGGGGGCACUGGGGCUGGAGGGCUGGGGGAGGAGGCCCCAGGGGAAGGGCUGCCUCCUGCUGGCUGUGGCAGGAACCACCUCCCUGGUGACCCUGCUGCUGGCUGUGCCGCUCACUGUCCUGGCUGUGCUGGUGGUGGCGCCCCAGAAGCAAGGGCUGGGCCCCCGGAGCUGCCGGAGCAGGACGCAGAAAGCGAUCCCAGUCCCGGGCUUCCGGCUGCCCACCUCAUAG